Messenger RNA from Pristis pectinata (smalltooth sawfish), 7834 nucleotides. RefSeq names its product plexin D1 (gene plxnd1). Gene Ontology annotation, cellular component: semaphorin receptor complex. The coding region runs from base 38 to 5611 and encodes 1857 amino acids. Lineage: Eukaryota; Metazoa; Chordata; Chondrichthyes; Rhinopristiformes; Pristidae. The record is from RefSeq and is a predicted model, not a curated record. The transcript has 36 exons. Gene Ontology annotation, biological process: negative regulation of cell adhesion; regulation of GTPase activity; positive regulation of axonogenesis. Gene Ontology annotation, molecular function: protein binding; semaphorin receptor activity.
UGGACUGCUGCUGCUGUUGCCGCCCUUGGUACUGCCCAUGCAGGUGUGUCAGCACUUCCGCAGUGCCACACCCACCAACAACCUAGUGGUGUUGGGGUCCCGGGUGUACGUGGGAGCGGUGAAUGCCGUGUACCAGCUGGGCCCAGGACUGGGGCUGGAGGCACGGCUGAGGACGGGCCCGGUACAGGACAGUGCCCUGUGCCAUGCGCCACAGCUCUCCAACGUCAGCUGUGUGCACCCACGCAGCCACACCGACUGCUACAACAAGCUGCUGCUGGCAGACCCCAGCCAGGACCUGUUGGUGGUAUGUGGCUCCGUGCAUCAGGGCUUCUGCCAGCUGCGGGACCUGGCCAAUGUCAGCCGGCUGGCGGUGCCCUUCCCACCCCCCUCCAGCACCCUCAUCUUCCCCAGCAUGUUGUAUGUGGCAGCCAAUCACCCGCAGGCCUCCACCGUGGGCUUGGUGCUGCGGGGCUUGGGCGGGCAGGCCGGGAGUCGGCUCCUAGUGGCUGCUACCUACACAGGUCUGGGCACUCGCUAUUUCCCCACCAACAGCAGCCGGGAAGACCUGCGCUUCGAGAACACACCCGAGAUCGCUAUCCGCGCCCUGGACAGGCAACAGCUGUCCCGCCUCUUCACCUAUGACAUCAACCCCUCCGAGGACAACGUCUUCAAGAUCAAGGCCGAGGCCAAGGCUCGGAACCGGCUCAACUUCGUCCGCGCCUUCAGCUACCAAACCUACACCUACCUGGCGCUCAACAACGACGCUGACUCCAGCGCCAAGGGUGGCCGUGCCCGCAGCCUGCUGGCCCGUAUCUGUACUGGAGCUCGGGGCUCACGGCCCACUGAGAGCCGCAAGCUGACCGAGUCCUACAUCCAGCUCGGUCUGCACUGCAGCUCGGGCCCCACCCUCUACGGACGCCUGCGGUCAGUGUGGCCGGGCCCAGGACCCUACCUGUACGGUCUGUUCGACAGGCCCGAGGACAGCAGGGGGAUCUCUGCCCUCUGCACCUUCAGCUUCGCCCACAUUGAGCAGAGCAUGAGGAACGCCCGCCGCAAGUGCUUUGAGAAGAAGCACAGUCAGGAGGUGACCGUGCUGGACAGUGUGAUCCAAGGAAGUGGACCAGCCUGCAUCCAGCGUAACAUCACGCUGCAUGAGGAACAGCUAGACUGUGGAGCUGCCCAUCUGCAGCACCCUCUGGCCAUCAGGGACCCACUGAAAGCUACCCCCAUUCUGCAGGAGAAGGGUUUGACCUCAGUGGCAGUGUCAAGUUUGAAUAACCACACGGUGGUGUUUCUGGGCACAGCGAAUGGUCGUCUGCUGAAGAUGAACUUGCAGAAUGAUGGGCUUUUGAAGAAAGAAGUUGUUCCAGUGGCCCCAGGGGAGGCAGUCCAUCACAUCAUGCACUUUGACCCUGAGGACCAGAACUAUCUGUACGUGAUGACCACUUACCAGGUCAGUCGGGUGAGAGUUGCCUCCUGUGACCAGUUCCAGUCCUGCCGGGAGUGUUUGGGAGCACAUGAUGCCCAUUGUGGAUGGUGCACCUUGGAGAGCCGUUGCUCUCUACAACAGGACUGUGCCAGUUCUGAUAUGCCCUAUUUCUGGAUCAACCUCAACUCUGGAAUACCAAAGUGUCCAACCAUGAACAUAAUCCCAUCGAAAAUCGACAUCAGCCUUGCUGCCCAAAAGGACAUUGAAAUCACCAUCAAUGGUCAUGUCCCGCAGCUGAUGGGCAGGGAUGUUCGCUGUGUUUACGUGAACAUGGAGAAGACCCCAGCCACCAUAAUUGAAAAUAAGUCAAGCCCGUCCCAGUUGGUGCACUGCCCUUUCCUGCGGAAGAAUAAGUACCCAGCAUUCUUGUUGGAUAAAGAUUAUGCCAUUGUAACAGUUGCAGUCGAGGUGGGGAAUCGAUCGAUCGUGACUGGGAAUUUAACCUUCUAUGAAUGUGAGAGAACGGGAAAAGUUCAUGCAAACACAGCAUGCAGAAGUUGCUUACAGACCAGUUGGACAUGCUUCUGGUGUGUUCCUGAGCACAGGUGUGUCUCAGCAAAAGCAGACUGUAGCAAUGUAACAGGUGGUGUACCUGAGACUUUCACACAAUGCCCCCAAAUGUUGCCAGUUCAGGUCCAGCCAGUUCCCACUGGGAGUAUCCAAGACUUCCCAGUCUCCAUAAAUAACAGUGCAUUACUCCAGGGCAGUAAGCUGCAGUGUGACUUUGGACACCAGGUUUACGAGGCACGGUGGUUCAACAGUUCCCACGUGCUGUGUGAGGGCGUCAGGCUGUCCACAGCCAAUACAAGCCACCACUUUCCCAUCAAUCUGAGGCUGAAGGAAGACCCAGAGAAGUUGAUUGACAAUCCCAGCACAACCUCAGUGGAGGUGUACAACUGUGCGAGUGGGAGCUCAGACUGCUCGGAGUGCUGGGGGCGAGAGGACCGGCAACAUCAUUGUGUCUGGUGUGGAACCACCCAGAGCUGCAAGCUGCAGAGUGAGUGUGGACAGAUCGCAAACAACUGUCCUGCCCCUGAGAUCCAAAGGAUAGAACCACUGACUGGCCCUGUGCAUGGUGGGACACAUCUCACAAUUAAAGGCAGGAACCUGGGCCGCAGGUUCAGUGACAUCGUUGAUGGUGUUCGCAUUGGUGACAUUGCAUGUACUCCUCUACAGGAAGGUUACGUGGUCUCAGCACAGAUUGUGUGCACAACUGAUAGAGCCAACAGAGAGUUCACAGAUGUGGUGAGCGUCAGGGUCCAGGAGGAAGCAAACUCCAAUCAAAGAUUCUCUUUCCUCGUUCCUGAGGUCACCUUGGUUGGGCCUGAUGAGGGGCCCAAAGCUGGAGGCACCCAAGUCACUAUCAGUGGCAAAAACCUGCACAUUGGGUCCACAGUCAGGAUCAUUGUCAAUGGCUCCAAGGACUGCACCAAUAUAGAACGGACUCAGAAUGCCCUUUUCUGUGUGAUGCCAGCCGUAGGUGUCGCUGAGACAGCCACCUCCAUCUGUGUCCAGCUUGAGGGUCGACGCUGCAUCAGCAGGAAUGUGACCUUCAAGUACCGGGAGAAUCCAAUCAUAGACAGCAUCAGCCCUAACACCAGUUAUGUCAGUGGUGGACGGGAGAUAACAGUGAAAGGCCAACGAUUCCAUUUGAUACAGACUGUCCUCAUGGUGGUCAAACACACUGGAAGUGCUCAGUCGAGAUGUGUAGUUAUGAACGAUUCUGUUCUCAUCUGCCUGUCUCCCACCUAUUCAGUGUCCACAGUGAAUGUUCAUUUCCAUAUUAAUGGGAUCCUCUACCAGGAGCCUCGAACCUUGUCACAGACUGAUAUAGGGUUCUCUAUGGAAUAUUUCAGUGACCCACAGUUCUGCCGCAAGGAAAAGUUUAUCAAACACCAUCAGGGAGAGCCCCUCACUCUGGUGAUUGAGAAGACACCAGACAACUUGAACUUGGCUCCUGAGGAAUACAAAGUGAUGAUUGGCCCUUUUCCAUGUGACAUCUAUGUUGUUAAGGGAAAGAUUCAUUGUACCGUGAAUGUCUCAAUCGACUCUGAUGAACGGCAGUUGCCUGUCAUGGUGCGAGUGGGGAACUACAAUGAGACAAUUGCGAUGGUGCAACUGGGAGAGAGUGAGACUUCGGUUGUGAUAUCGAUCGUGGUCUGCCUGUUACUGCUGCUGGCUUGUGGCAUCGCCUUGGUCAUCUUCUGUACAAAGAGUCGACGAGCAGAGCGAUAUUGGCAGAAGACCCUGAUUCAGAUGGAGGAGAUGGAGGCUCAGAUCAGGGAGGAGAUUCGAAAAGGUUUUGCGGAGUUGCAGACUGAUAUGACUGAUCUCACCAAAGAGUUAAACCGCAGCCAGGGUAUUCCUUUUCUUGACUACAAGUACUUCGUCAUUCGCACCUUCUUCCCAAAAUGUUCAAUUGACUGUGAAAGCAGAAGCCCUGAGUGUUACCAUCAGCUGAACGCCCAGUCCAGAGAGGCCACCAUCUCCAGCAGCCGGCCCGAGACCCACCCUCUGUUGCUGCCCGAGUGGAAGGUCCCUGAGAACUCUCGGCAGAACAUGGAGGAGGGUAUUUCUUUAUUCUCCAUGCUGCUGAGCAACAGGCACUUUCUCAUCACCUUUGUCCAUGCACUGGAACAGCAGAAGGACUUUGCAGUGAGAGACAGAUGUAACCUCGCAUCCUUGCUGACCAUAGCGCUGCAUGGUAAACUGGAGUACUUCACGGGUAUCAUGAAGGACCUGCUGGUGGACCUCAUCGAUGCCUCUGCUUCCAAGAACCCAAAGCUGAUGCUGCGGAGGACGGAGUCAGUGGUGGAGAAGAUGCUGACCAACUGGAUGUCCAUCUGCAUGUACAGCUUCCUCAAGGAAACGGUGGGGGAGCCUUUCUUCUUGUUGUUGUGUGCCAUGAAGCAGCAAAUUAACAAGGGUUCGGUGGAUGCGAUCACCGGGAAGGCCCGAUACACCCUCAACGAGGAGUGGCUGCUGAGGGAGAAUGUUGAGGCCAAAGCGAUGAACCUCAACGUGUCGUUCCAAGGUUGUGGUAUGGACUCCAUCACAGUCCGAGUGAUGGACAGCGACUCCAUCAGCCAAGUCAAAGAGAAGAUUCUGGAAGGCUUUUACAAGAACGUGCCCUUCUCCCAGUGGCCGCGAGUGGAAGAUGUGGACCUGGAGUGGUUUCCGUCGAGCAGUAACAGCCGAAUCCUGCGGGACUUGGACAACACUUCCAUAGUUGAGGAUGGCCGGAAAAAGCUCAACACCCUGGCACAUUGCAAGGUCCCUGAUGGAGCCUCGUUGGCAAUGAGCUUGAAGGACCAGUGGGACGGCACUCUGGGACGAGUGAAGGACCUGGACACUGAAAAAUACUUCCACUUGGUGCUUCCAAAUGAUGAGCUGGUUGAAACCAGCCGCUCACACAAACACAGCCAGCGGAAGAAGGUUUUGCCAGAGAUUUAUUUGACUCGACUUCUCUCCACCAAGGGCACGCUGCAGAAGUUCCUGGAUGAUUUAUUCUGUGCAGUGCUUAGUAUCCACGCUGUGAAACCUCCCUUUGCAGUGAAAUAUUUCUUUGAUUUCCUGGAGGAGCAAGCUGAGAAACGGGGCACUGCUGACCCAGACACACUCCACAUCUGGAAAACAAACAGCUUGCCGCUCCGCUUCUGGGUGAAUAUCCUAAAGAAUCCUCAGUUUGUAUUUGACAUAGAGAAGACUGACCACAUGGACGCCUGUCUGUCAGUGAUAGCCCAGGCCUUCAUUGAUGCCUGCUCUAUCUCAGACCUGCAGCUGGGCAAGGAUUCACCAACAAAUAAACUCUUGUAUGCCAAGGAAAUUCCUGAAUACAAGAAAGCAGUGCAGAGAUAUUACAGAGAAAUCCAGGAAAUGAUCACACUUAGUGAACAGGAAAUGAAUGCUCACCUGGCAGAAGAAUCCCGGAAAUACCAAAAUGAGUUUAACACCAAUUUUGCCAUGGCUGAAAUCUAUAAAUACGCCAAGCGAUAUCGCAGUCAGGUGAUGAAUGCCUUGGAAUCAAACUCAGUGACUAGACGCAUGCAAAUGCAACACAAGUUCGAACAAGUCAUUGCGCUGAUGGAGGACAACAUUUAUGAGUGUUGUAGUGAGGCGUAGCUGGGUGAAAGCUUGCUGAAUGAAUGCACCAAGACCUGCCCUUCCAACACAGAGCCUUCAGCAGAUAGUUCUCACCACAACAUGCUGCCCUUUAACAUUAUCUGAUGGCCUCCAUGGCCCUAAGAGCUGUUGAACAGACCCAGUCGACUGGUGUGGCAGCACUGAGUCAGUGCUGGCAUGCGAUUCCAUGGGCUGUAGGUGGCAUGUCCUGGGGAUGGGGUGCUGAUUGUGAGCAGGGAAGGUUCAGCAUGGGGGUGGGGGGGGGUGGAAUAUAGAGAGAGGAAGGGAGGUGCUUAGACAGGGAGAGACCAUGUCUGUGUACCCAGCAACAGUGAGGUCCUCUCAGAGUGGUGGGAAGCUGCCUGAUACAGUUAGAGAAGACAUGAGUGGGAGAUGAGGAACUGGCCCCCAGGACUACCACCACUGAGAGAACUCUGGGCAGGCCAGUGAUCAUUGGUGGAGUCUUUCUGAAGGACUGCAGGGGAUUGGUGCUAAGAACCUUCGUUCCAACAAUACAAUAACAAAAGGAGGUUGGUAUGGGGGCUGUCGGGCACUCAACCAAAUUCUCAGGGAUUCACUUCUGACUUUGGGCUUAAAUCUGAAGCGGUCAUUUGUAAAUGAGGUGAUUUUGUGGUUUUCAUAUUGUGCAAUGUAUUUCAGCAGCUGACUUUGAAGCAGGUUGGUUAGUAUGUGGACACUGUGUCAGCAUGUCCACAGAGUGCCUCAUCUGCUUCAACCCCCCCAUCACCACCUUUGGAUAUCAAUACUUCCGCUGGAUGUGCUGUUUAGUUUUAUGAAUAGAUCUAUUAAACUGUUCUACUAACCAACCUGGCUGUGAAGCUGUCUCUGAUCCAGGCUGUGGGAAGGCUUGUCCAACCUUGCUGCAAUCCCAUGGGGAGGAGGAUAGGGACAGGAGUGGGUCAGUUGGCCCCUUCAGAGUGGGACACUCGAAAAUCACCCUCUGUCCUUCUGUAGCAGCCGUUGAGCCUGCCACAGUGGUCAGACGGGAGAGCAGAGGGCGCGUCUCUGGGCCAGCACAGGGAGGUGAUGCCUGUGGUCUGUGGUGGGCCUGACGCACAGCCAGGCCAUCUUUGUGAGAAACACCAAGCCAGUACACAUCAAGGCUCUGUGGGGAAGCAGGGGUCAGGUUCUAGGCUUACAAGGUGGCCAUCCUAAUUUAUCCAGUAUAGGUAUUUAUUAAAAAAUGUUAAUGACAUUUUAAAUUUCUACUAACCUUUACUGACAAUGUAGAUGAACUAGUUGUAAUGGUAAUGCUGAGGUUGAAGUGGGAACUGUGAAGUGGGUUCCUGUGGAGCGGAGCCAACCAUUGCCAGUACUGAUGGCACUUGGUUAUCCUGACUCCCUGAGCUUCUGGUUUUAGGUGUAGUACUGUCACUUAGCUGCUUCCUGAAUCACUGAAUCAUCUGAUGGAAUAUUUUCUGUCCUUACUCCUUAAUCCACCUGUUUGGGAGUAUCACAAGCAUAGACUGCUAUCACGAGUGAUAAGACUUGCUCUAAUUUGUGCCUCUUUCCUUUUCACUCUGUGUACAGUUGACUCUUUGAGGCCAUAAGCAUGAGUCACCAAUGAUGAACCUUAUCUAUCUAACACCUCCUCCAUACUAAAGUCAACACUUUAUCCUGCUUCCUCAGUGUCACUCAUUUAGCCUGGUGCUUGGGGUGGACAGUUACUGAGAGCGAUGGCCUGUGUGAUGUUCACAGGGUAAGACCCAAUCACACUGGGGGUAGCCUGGCUGUGGGACAAUGGGCAGUCACCACCUGAUCCCAACCAGUCCACCAAUCCCAGCAUUGCACUGCUCCCUGUAACCCAUCCACCAAUCCUGGCAUUGCAGUGCUCUGUGUAACAAUGAACCUGUACCAUGCACAAAAAGUAAACGGUCACAACUUAUUUUCUAUGGAAAACUGAAAUUGUGCAAACAGUACCCAGUAAACUGAGGCCUGAGUGUAUGUGGAGAUGCUUGUACCUAAGAUGAGUUAUCUGGAGAUGCUUGUACUUAAGAUGAGUUAUCUGGAGACAUUCAGUAAUAAAUGGGCUGUAGCCUCAGUUAAUGGAGCCACUUGCUUGGCCAAUAUAAAGCAGGCAGCCAUGUGUCUGACGAUCCAGAGAACAUGUGUGUUCAUGCAGAGUGUGCUCCUACCAUGUUGCUAAAGCUCCCUCCAUACUCCAUACCUGCAAGAAGGGGCAGGACCUUUACCUGUUCAGAA